Mercurialis annua (annual mercury) is the source of this 956-nucleotide messenger RNA. Its product is annotated as dirigent protein 22-like. The coding region runs from base 122 to 706 and encodes 194 amino acids. The record is from RefSeq and is a predicted model, not a curated record. Lineage: Eukaryota; Viridiplantae; Streptophyta; Magnoliopsida; Malpighiales; Euphorbiaceae. The transcript has a single exon.
UUGUUCCCCAUAUAAACAGAGGAAACAACUUAACUUGGUAUACUCCCACACAAACAUUAUCACCACCACCAACUCAAAACAAACUGUUCCUCAAAAAGCUCAUACUUCAAUAUAUUUCUCCAUGGCUAAACUACCCAUUAAUCUUGCUUCCCAGUUCAUCACCAUCCUUCUCCUCUCUGCUCUCGUCAACUCAGCCUCCGCAGCAGAUCAAAACCAUGAAUUCGUCAAAACCAUGGACAGAAAACUGUUCGGUCUCAAGAAAGAAAAGCUAAGCCAUUUUCGCAUGUAUUGGCAUGAUAUAGUCUCCGGCCCUAACCCUAGCGGCGUUCAAGCCGUUCCGCCGCUUAAUUCUUCCAAAACCGGGUUUGGUAGCGUGCGGAUGAUCGAUAACCCGUUAACCUCAGGCCCAGAAAUGAGCUCAAAGUUACUGGGACAAGCACAAGGGUUUUACGCACAAGCUUCACAGCAAGAUAUCGGGCUUUUAAUGGUUAUGAAUUUUGCUUUUGUUCAAGGUAAAUAUAAUGGUAGUACGAUCACUGUUCUUGGCCGGAACAGCGUGUUUUCUAAGGUUAGAGAGAUGCCGGUGAUCGGAGGAAGUGGGCUUUUCCGGUUUGCUAGAGGCUAUGUUCAGGCCAGCACUCAUAAGUUUGAUCUUACUACAAAAGAUGCUACAGUUGAGUAUAAUAUUUAUGUGCUCCAUUAUUGAUGAUGAUUUGCUCAUUUUGUUCUAAUUUAUUUUCCUAUAUUAAUUUUUUUUGAUGAAUUUUUCCUAUAUUAAUUAUUAGUUAGGUUGUGAUGAGUUAUCAUAAUUAAUAUGGACCACUUUUGUUAUUUUUGUUAUUCAUUUCAUGGGAUCAGCGGGGUUCAUUGCUAUUAAGGAAUUAUGCUGCUUCUUUUUUUCGUUGGCUUUAAUGUAUCUUUUGACUCAUUAAUUAUAUAGUUUUGUUCUAAGACAA